CUAGGAUAUCUGGUUGCAUAUGGCGGCCAUUGUUCGACUCCAGCAAUCAUCUUCACUUCUGAAACCCUCUGCAAUCUCAUCGAAGUUCCUUCAUCAAUCUUCUUCGCGGCCUUUCUUUUCUAAACCUAAUUUCUUACGGAACAACACUCGUCUGCGCAAGAUUCAUCUCGCUCCACCACUCUGCUCAGACUCUAACUCAAUUCCUGAGAGUUCUUCUGCUAGUGGAUCAAGUGGUUCAAUAGUUGGUGAUCUUCUGGACUACCUUAACGAGUCCUGGACUCAGUUUCAUGCCACAGCCGAAGCAAAGAGACAACUGGUUGAUGCUGGAUUCCAUCUGCUCAGCGAGAAUGAUGAAUGGGACCUUAAACCUGGUGGACGUUACUUCUUCACUAGGAAUAUGUCCUGUCUGGUAGCUUUUGCUAUUGGGGAAAAGUAUUCUGUUGGUAAUGGUUUUCAUGUAAUUGCUGCGCACACGGAUAGCCCUUGUCUGAAAUUGAAGCCGAAGUCUGCAUUGUCCAAAUCCAACUAUCUUAUGGUCAAUGUACAAACCUAUGGUGGUGGAUUAUGGCAUACAUGGUUUGAUAGAGAUUUAAGUGUAGCUGGAAGGGUCAUAGUGAGAGGUGGUGAUGGCUCCUUUCUACACAAACUAGUCAAAGUAAAGAGGCCUCUUUUACGAGUGCCUACACUUGCUAUUCAUCUUGAUCGUACGGUGAACAAGGACGGUUUUAAGCCAAAUUUGGAGACUCACCUCAACCCUUUGUUAGCAACAAAGCACGAUGAUGCAUCCGCUGAUGUAAUAGAUAAAAGUAAUUCCUCAUCGUCCAAAGAUUCUCAUCACCAUCCUCUACUCAUGCAGAUUUUAUCAGAUGAGUUGGCCUGUGAAAUUGAUGACAUAGCUAGCAUUGAGCUAAACAUUUGUGAUACCCAACCUAGCUGUCUUGGAGGUGCGAACAACGAGUUCAUAUUUUCUGGACGAUUAGAUAAUCUUGCUUCGAGUUUUUGUGCACUCAGAGCUCUUGUUGAUUCAUCUGGGCCGAAAGAUCUAUCUGAUGAGCAUGCAAUUAGAAUGGUUGCUCUUUUCGAUAAUGAAGAGGUUGGUUCUGAUUCAAUGCAAGGCGCUGGUGCACCAACAAUGUUUCAAGCUAUGAGGCGGAUAGUUGAUUGCUUGGCUAAUCAGUUAGUCAGGGAGGGCAUCCUUGAGCGUGCUAUUCGUCAAUCAUUUCUGGUUUCUGCAGACAUGGCUCAUGGAGUUCACCCUAAUUUUAUGGACAAGCAUGAAGAACACCAUCGCCCAGAAUUACACAAGGGUCUUGUGAUAAAGCACAAUGCAAACCAGCGUUAUGCUACCAGUGGAAUUACAGCUUUUCUUUUUAAAGAAGUUGCUAAAAUUCAUGGCCUUCCGACUCAGGACUUUGUGGUCAGAAAUGAUAUGGGAUGUGGAUCCACUAUAGGUCCAAUACUUGCGUCUGGAGUGGGUAUACGCACCGUUGAUUGUGGCAUUCCUCAGCUUUCCAUGCACAGUGUAAGAGAGGUAUGUGGGAAGGAAGACGUAGACAUCGCAUACAACCAUUUCAAAGCAUUUUAUGAAACAUUCUCAAGCAUAGACCGAAAACUGAAUGUGGACUAGUUAGUAAGAACAAAACAAAUGUAUGAUGGGAAACCGACAGUAAGAAACCUCCACAUUUAUUUAUUGGUCUGGUUCGGAAAAUAAACAUGAUGAAAAAGGUGGGCAUCAAGAUUCGACUUUGAAUUCCUGAUGGCAUCCCAUUAUGAAAUGGAAAAUACUCAUUGAAGGUUGCGACUUGCUAACC
Cynara cardunculus var. scolymus (artichoke) is the source of this 1811-nucleotide messenger RNA. Its product is annotated as probable aspartyl aminopeptidase. The record is from RefSeq and is a predicted model, not a curated record. The transcript has 10 exons. Gene Ontology annotation, molecular function: aminopeptidase activity; zinc ion binding. The coding region runs from base 20 to 1627 and encodes 535 amino acids. Lineage: Eukaryota; Viridiplantae; Streptophyta; Magnoliopsida; Asterales; Asteraceae. Gene Ontology annotation, biological process: proteolysis.